Nezara viridula (southern green stink bug) is the source of this 1959-nucleotide messenger RNA. NCBI's taxonomy places the organism in Eukaryota, Metazoa, Arthropoda, Insecta, Hemiptera, Pentatomidae. The record is from the annotation of a GenBank genome assembly.
UAAAAAUGAAGACUAUAGAAGACAUGGAUGGGAACGAAACUCUUUCAGAUUGUACGACUUCUCUUGUUGAAGGUUGUCGACUCCCAGUCAAAAUGAGAUAUGGUGAUGAAUGGCCUCUUGCGGAAAUUGUCAGCGUCAAAGAAGUCAAUGGAUGUGUUUAUUAUUAUAUACACUUUGUUGACUAUAAUAAAAGAUUAGAUGAAUGGGUCACAGAAAGCAGGCUUGACACUCGGAAAGUUCAGUACCCUCGACGAGAUGGAGGAGUUGGAGGGACAUCGACUCCAAGCAAGAAAGCUAAUGUUCCCACGUCCAGACCCUCUUCUCCUCAAGAACUUGUCAACGGCAACGCAGUUCUGGCAGCAGCUGUUCAGAAGAAGAUAUCCAGGAAACGAAAAGCCCCUACUCCGUCCAUCGAGCCCGAGCAACCCCCACCGGCUGCUCCUGCUCCUCCUCCUGCUCCAUGCGCGAAGGAAGAAGCCAACAAUGCCCUGCCCGGAGUCCCUCGCCUCACUGGGUCAAUGAUAGCUCACAACGACGACGUCGUCACGAGGAUGAAAAAUGUUGAAAUGAUUGAGCUCGGUCUUCAUAGGAUUCGACCAUGGUACUUCUCGCCCUACCCACAGGAAUUAAUUGACCUAUCCUGCAUCUAUAUAUGUGAAUUCUGCCUAAAGUAUCGGAAGAGUAGAAAAUGCCUCGAGCGCCAUCUGGCCAAAUGUAAUGUGAAACAUCCUCCAGGAAAUGAAAUUUAUAGGAAAGCUUCAAUAUCAUUUUUCGAGAUUGACGGUCGUAAAAACAAAGCUUAUGCCCAAAACCUUUGUUUACUCGCUAAAUUGUUCCUCGACCACAAGACCCUCUAUUACGAUACGGACCCUUUCCUCUUCUACGUGAUGACUGAUCUUGACGAAAGAGGAUUCCACAUCGUCGGAUAUUUUUCCAAAGAGAAGGAGUCGUCUCAGGACUAUAACGUAGCCUGUAUCCUCACGAUGCCACCGUACCAAAGGAAAGGAUAUGGCAAACUUCUUAUAGAAUUUAGUUAUGAACUAUCAAAAUUUGAAGGGAAAACUGGUUCACCGGAAAAGCCACUUUCAGAUCUUGGUCUGUUGUCGUACAGAAGUUAUUGGGCACAAACGAUACUUGAAAUUCUUGUCUCCUUAAAACCUACUGGCGAUAAUGAAAGACCUCAAAUCACUAUAAUGGAAAUUUGUGAACUUACGAGUAUACAAAAAGAAGAUGUCAUAUCUACGCUACAAAAUUUAAAUCUCAUCAAUUACUACAAAGGACAAUACAUUAUAACGCUUAGUAAAGAUACGAUAGAUCAGCAUCACAAAGCGAUGGAAAAGCGCAAAAUCAGAAUAGACCCAAAGUGUCUCCAUUGGACUCCAAAAGAUUGGUCGAAGAGGGCGAAGUGGUAACAUGAGUGUUGUGUCGCGAGUGUCGGGCAGUUUCAGGAUUGGUUAAUAUUAGGUCACCACAAGAAUGGAUUUAUUAUACGAACGGCAGUGACCGAAAAUGUGAUUUUAAUAUAAGUUUUUUUUUUUUUUUUUUUUUUUAUUUCUUUUUUUUUUUUUUUUAUAAAUUAUGUUAUAUAUUUUUUAUAUGUUGGAUACCUGUAUAGCAAACAGAUUUACAUUUAUUGUAUUUAUUAUUUUUUUUUUAUCUAAUCAUGCAUUUUGAAUUUUGCAUGUUAUUAUUUUUUAAAAAAUCAGAAGAUGCCUGAACAGUGUUGUUCAUCUCUUGUAGUACACGGUGGGCCAGACCCCUCUACCCCCUCUCUCCCCACAUCCCUAUAAAUCGCAUAUCAUUGUGUUCCUUGUAACUAUUUAUUAAAAAAACGCCAAUGUUCCCACAAAAAAAAGUGAACGAACUACCCCAAAAUGGCAUCCAAACAUGGCGGAUUGACGACUUUGACUUUAGUUAGUUUUUUUGUUACUGAGAAUCAGAAUUUGGCUUAAUUUCAUC